Hippocampus comes (tiger tail seahorse) is the source of this 2953-nucleotide messenger RNA. RefSeq names its product cadherin-8-like. NCBI's taxonomy places the organism in Eukaryota, Metazoa, Chordata, Actinopteri, Syngnathiformes, Syngnathidae. Gene Ontology annotation, molecular function: beta-catenin binding; calcium ion binding; cadherin binding. Gene Ontology annotation, cellular component: adherens junction; catenin complex; synaptic cleft. Gene Ontology annotation, biological process: calcium-dependent cell-cell adhesion; cell morphogenesis; adherens junction organization. The record is from RefSeq and is a predicted model, not a curated record. The transcript has 7 exons. Bases 510 to 1766 code for a protein of 418 amino acids.
UUCUCUCGGUCUCUCUCGCUCUCUCUCUCUCUCCCUCUCUCCCUCUCUUCAAUCUCCUCUACCUCACUCUUCUUCUUCACUCCUCCAUCCGGCCAGUGAGCCUGUCGGAGCUCUCGACUCGUAUCGCUUGACGAGCCGCGCAAAAGGAUUUCUUCCAUUUUUUUGAGGGGGGGAGGGCAAGUCUGGGAGAGGUGCAGCGGCAAAUUGUUCAUUUCCCCCCCCACCCCCAUUAUCUCGUGCACGCUGGAGUUGCUUUUCGUUGAGGAGGGGGGCUUGAAAAAUGACGCAGCGGAGAAGAAGAAUGCAAGUGUCACGAGUCUCCCACUCGGGCUAACGUGAACGGACGCCGCGCCAGACGCCUCGCCACUAUGGAAGGCCCUGCCAAGUGACCUUUAAUGCCAGUAACCUUUUGUUGACCAUUUGAGGCACAUCCACCUGCUUGACGAGUGUUUCUGCUGUCAAACAAAGCAACCAAAAAAAAAAAAAUCAUAAAUCCAACAGUAUCCAGGAUGCAGAGGAGAUCGGAGGAGAUGCCGACAGAUCUGUGGACGUCCUUGCUCCUGCUGUGGAUUACUUUGCUUCCCUGCGUGUCAAUGAUGCCCGUCGGAGGCGCCGAGACUGCGGCCGGUCCCGGCGAAGGACAGCGACUGCUGAGCCGAGCCAAGAGAGGAUGGGUUUGGAACCAAAUGUUUGUGCUGGAAGAAUUUUCUGGACCUGACCCAAUCCUGGUUGGCAGGCUCCACACGGACUUGGACGUCAGCGGCAAGCGCAUCAAGUACGUGCUGGCCGGCGAGGGGGCCGGCACCAUCUUCGCCAUCAACGAGCUGACGGGCGACAUCCACGCCAUGAAGAGGCUGGACCGCGAGGAAAAGGCCGAGUACACGCUCACGGCCCAGGUCAUUAACGCGGACACCGAUGAGCCGCUGGAGCCGCCGUCCGAGUUCAUCAUCAAAGUGCAAGACAUCAACGACAAUCCGCCGCAGUUCAUCGAGGGUCCUUAUCGGGCGGCCGUGGCCGAGAUGUCGGCGGUCGGUACCCCGGUGACCCGAGUGACUGCCACCGAUGCCGACGACCCGGUAUACGGCAACAGCGCCAAGCUGGUCUACAGCAUCCUGGAGGGGCAACCCUACUUUUCUGUGGAUCCCAAUUCAGCCACCAUCAAAAUUGCUCUCCACGGAAUGGAUCGAGAGAUGCGAGAGGAGUACCUGGUGGUCAUCCAGGCCAAGGACAUGGGCGGUCACAUGGGAGGCUUGUCGGGGACCACCACCGUCACCAUCACGCUCACCGACAUCAACGACAACCCGCCCAAGUUCUCGAAAAAUUUGUAUGAGUUUGCCAUCCCCGAAAACCUGCCUAUUGGGCAGAUGGGAGGCAAGGUAAAGGCCAACGACCGGGACGUCGGUGACAAUGCCAAGUCCACGUACAACAUCAUCGAGGGUGACGAGCAAGGUGUGUUUGAGAUCGUCACAGACCCGCAGACGCAAGAAGGGAUUCUGCGACUCAAAAAGGCGUUAGACUUUGAAAGCAGGAGGACGUACACACUCAAAGUGGAAGCCGCUAAUGUGCAGUCGGACCCCGGUGGGGGGAUCGGGGGGCCCUUCAAGGACACGGCCACUGUCAAGAUCGUCGUGGAGGACGCCGAUGAGCCGCCCGUCUUCUCGAAACCCAUCUACAUGCUCGAGGUCAAUGAGAAUGCACCCGUCAACACCGUCAUCGGCACGGUUGGCGCCAGGGACCCGGACUCCAGUGGCAGCCAAGUCAGGUAAGACGUCGUGCUCUCAGACAGCCUAUGAAAGCUAAGCGGAGCAGUUCAGUUCAAGGUUUGCAGUUCAAUGUGUCCAUUGUUUGGGAAAAUUGGACCUGCAGAGGCAUGCCUCUAAUGCAUAGACCCACAAAAAAAAGUCUCACAAAGUCAUGCCAGGGAAGCCACAGGAGGUCUGCCAUUUUGGUUCGGAGUGGCCGUUUAAGGGGCAUUUUGAUCAUUUUCUUCAACAACACACUUGAAAAUCCAGCCUCUGAAUGCAGUUUGAGUUGACAACAUGGAAUUUGGCAGUCAUGUCUUUUUUAAGGAGCGCCCCCCCCCCUCCCGCCCCCCCAUAAAAAGCCUGACAAUACACAGCAAGUCUGUCAUUUUGAUUUGAAAGGCGCAUUUUGAAAAUGUAGCCUGCAAAGCUAGUCUCACAAAGCUUUACUUUCAGUCAGAGGUAUGACGGAUGAAAAUUGGCUCCCUAGCACCCAACAGGGAAAUCAACUUGCGACGGUUGAUAACUCAAGAAACUCAAAAUGUUGGGGCACUCAUAAGUCAAGAUAUCACCGUAUUUUAGUAAAUUUCCAAAUUUUUAUUUGACUCUCUACUUUUCAAUGGAGCGACCGAAUGACAGCCCCAAUUUCCCCAUCCCUUAUCUUUGCAGUAACUUCCCAGAAGAGACACAUUUUUUUUUCCCAGACACAGCGUUGUACGAAUAAAAUAAAGUUUGACACAGAGACAAUUAAAUGUCUUCAAUCGUGUGACCUUUCAGCAGGUACCACUGAAGAAUCGCUCUCAUUUCCACAAAUAUAGAGAACAGCGGCAAAAAAAAAAAAAAAGAAAGUCGAUUAUGAGUUGAAACUGCCGCAACUUCUCACCCAUGACAACGACAAGGGCACCUUGAUGAUAGCUUUAUACAGGCAAUAUCUCCCCCUCUUCCAUUGGUCAUGGCAUUUCAUUAAUUCCCCUGGCGACUUUCUCCCUCGACGCGACACUCAUCAGGUUGGGUGCACUGUAAUUGCGUGGCGGGCGGGCGGGCUGCCUUUCAUAGAUUGGCUGGAAAGAAAACACCAUUGGACUUUUUCCUGUUCUGCAUGCACGGUGCCAUCCUCAUGUUUCGUGAUGAGACAGCCAGGAGUGGAGGUUGCAGGAUGUUACGCCCCUGGUAAAAAAAAAUAAAAUAAAAUAAACAAAUACAUAAAUAAU